GCCACCUCAUGGCGCUGCUCCUCCGAUGACCAACUGACUGAUCGCCGCCGGUGCUGCUCCGACCGCUUCCGAGCAUCCUCCGGUGCUGCCUCCUCUCCCCUCCUCCUGCUCUGGUGGUCCGAGUCUCAGGCUACCGCCUGCUGCUCCGACCCGAACCAGAGCUUCCGCUUUCCGGGCAAAAGCAGAGGCGCGGAGGCCAGUUCAGUUAUCUCCUCGCGUUCCUCUCCUCUGCCUUCAUCACUUUAGCUCAAUCCGCCUGCCAAUUUCAAGAGAAAGUUCUUCAGAACUUGUUAUUUGCUCGCGCACUGUGAGCACGGCGAAUCAUUCCGUGUCCAUGGAGGCAACCCGGCUCAGCUCCCUUAAACCCUUUGCUCUUAAACCCCGCAGGCACCGAGGACAAGAUAGUGAUAAGGCUUCUCAGUUUCAUUCUCUUUCCUUUUCUCGAACUCCAUUGUCCUUAAGAACAACUUAUCGACAAUCAAUUAGAAGACAGACACCAAUGCUUGACAGAUAUUUUCUCUCAAGAUCGAAACAGGAAUUGGCGAUUUACUGUUCUAUGGAUCAAAGUUUAUAUCUUCAAUCUAUACCAGCGACAUAUGAUGGUGGGCAAGACAUGAUUAGUCAAGAAAUAAACAGUUCUGCUAGUCUCCAGCCGGAAUCUAGAACAUACCAGAAUAGAUUUCUGAACCUUGUACGAAUAGGUUCAGUCCUUAAUAAUGCUGCCGAAUCAUUUUUCAAGAGCGAGAUUCGGCGGAGAUUAUUUGUGACAGCUGUGUUAAUUGUGAUGAGCCGUGUUGGUUAUUUUGUCCCUCUACCUGGAUUUGACCGAAAAUUGAUACCCCAAGACUAUCUCACCUUUGGCUCCGCAUCUGUAGAUGAGCUUGGUGAUUUUGCGGCGGAACUUAAGCUCUCGUUUUUCCAACUUGGAAUCAGUCCCCAGAUAAUUGCUUCAAUUAUUAUGCAGGUUCUUUGCCAUGUUCUUCCGUCAUUGGUGAAGCUCCGGAAAGAAGGCUUGGAUGGCCAUGAGAAGAUUAAGAGUUACAUCUGGUGGAUCUCUCUUGGCUUUGCAGUACUACAGGCUUUGAUAGUUUCAUAUUCUUCACUUCCAUACUCAAUCUAUGCAUCCAGCAACAGUUUCAAGCAUGUUAUGGUGACAACUCUCUUACUGGUCUGUGGUGCGAUGACAAUGACAUGGAUAUGUGAUACAAUAUCGGAAUCAGGAUUUGGUCAAGGUUCCUCUCUGAUCAUAUGCGUGGGGAUAUUGACGGGUUACAAGGAGACAUUGUUCAAGAUGCUAUCUCAGCUCUCAGGAAGUGCCAUGAAUUGGUGGCCUUACAUGCUGGCAGUGUUGGCUAUUUUCACCAUAGUCACAAUGUGGGCAGUAGUAGUAACUGAGGGUUGCAGGAAAAUUAAGCUGCAGUACUAUGGCUUCAAGCUUGCCUCUUCUGCAAGGGACGACUCCCCAGUUACAGAAGUGGAGCCCUAUAUUCCUUUUAACAUCAAUCCUUCAGGGAUGCAGCCUGUCCUCACCACUUCGUAUCUCUUGGCAUUUCCCAGCAUUAUUGCGAGUAUCCUUGGUUCUCCUUUCUGGGAGCAUGCGAAGGAGAUUUUGAACCCUGCGAAUUCUAUUGGUGCUGAGCCUUGGGUCUACUAUUCAAUAUUUGCAUUUUUUGUGUUCAUAUUCAAUAUCUUUGACAUUGCCAAUCUGCCCAAGGAAAUAGCCGAUUAUCUGAACAAAAUGGGUGCUCGGAUACCAAACAUUAAGCCGGGGAAAGCUACUGUAGAAUACCUAACAAAGAUGCAGGCAUCCUCCCGUUUUUGGGGUGGCUUAUUAUUAAGUAUUUUGGCUACUACAUCGACAAUGCUGGAUCAAUACUUGCGGCAUAUCAACGAGGGAUUUGCAAUCGGGUUGACUUCAGUUCUCAUCAUAGUGGGCUCAAUUAUCGAGCUAAGAAGGUCAUAUCAAGCGUACAACGUGAUGCCCAGUUUAAGCAAAACCCUCAAGCGAUAUGGCGUAUGAUAGCUCCCCGAGGCAGAAUUUCUUCAUGUGCAUCAGAUCAGAAGCUUUGCAUAUCAAGUCUUUGUUGGUAUGGAGGAACCCUGUAGGAAAAUGAGGACUUCCAGAAAUCUGAGAUCUGUUGCUGUAUAAGCGAUAUGAUGAUUUCAUCACAAAUUUAAGUCUGUUCUGAAGUGCCAAGAGUAUUUGAAGCACACAUUGCCCAUGGUUUGAGCAGACUUUAGAGGGCUGAUUUUAGGAGCAAUGUUCUUGUGAAGGAACAGUUGAUUGACAAAUUGAAUACCACGAUCGGCCAGCCUCUUAGAAAGGGUAGAGGAUGUAAUUUUUGGUAUGGAUGGGAACAACAGGGUGAUACAUCAUACAUGCGAUGAGAGGAUUAGUUGGAUAUUUAUCGGUUAGCUUUGAUCCCAAACAAUGUCAAUGUAUCAAGUUAACAUUCCUCGAGGUCUAUUUUGUGCGUCGAGCUCUUAAUAUGUAUGCAUAUAUACGAUUCUACUGAUAAAUAAACCCGAAAUUCUCAUUUCAUUUUUA
Molecule: messenger RNA, 2548 nt
Organism: Punica granatum (pomegranate)
Lineage: Eukaryota; Viridiplantae; Streptophyta; Magnoliopsida; Myrtales; Lythraceae
Source: RefSeq, a predicted model, not a curated record